Molecule: messenger RNA, 2253 nt
Organism: Ipomoea triloba (trilobed morning glory)
Lineage: Eukaryota; Viridiplantae; Streptophyta; Magnoliopsida; Solanales; Convolvulaceae
Product: far upstream element-binding protein 1-like
Exons: 6
Coding region: 74-2080 (668 amino acids)
Biological process (GO): regulation of gene expression
Cellular component (GO): cytoplasm
Molecular function (GO): mRNA binding
Source: RefSeq, a predicted model, not a curated record
CUUCCUUCCAUAGCUAUUCGCUGCUGUUGGGUUCUCUCCCAAUCUAGGGUUUCCACCCUCUCUCCGACCAAAAAUGGCUGAAGAGGCACAGUACGCAUCGGAAGCGGGGUCGAACAAGAGGAAGUACGAGGAGCCAACCUCCCCUUCUCCGGUGUCGCGCAGGCCCACCGGAUUCUCUGCCCCAAUCUCUUCACUGUCUCCUCCCGACGGUUCCGCCGCCGCCGUGGGCGCUCCUCCUCCUCCUUCCUACAACAAUGUUCCGCCUCCGAUGGACGACUUCCAGCUGGCGAAGCAGAGGGCUCAGGAGAUCGCUGCUCGGCUAAUCAACAGCUCGGAUCCAAAGAAGCCCAGGGUUGACAACGGUGGUGGCGCUCCUGCAUUUGAAUCAAGAGAACCCCAGAAGCAAAUGGGAUCUACUUUUCUUCCUCCAGCAAGUAAUUCAUAUGGUUACCCUGGUCCAAGCAAGAAAAUAGAGAUUCCAAAUGGCAGAGUAGGUGUAAUCAUAGGCAAGGGUGGGGAAACCAUUAGGUAUCUUCAACUCCAAUCUGGAGCAAAGAUACAAGUUACCAGAGACAUGGAUGCUGACCCGAAUUCUCAAACUAGAGGGGUUGAACUUAUGGGCACUCCAGAGCAGAUAGCCAAGGCUGAGCAGCUUAUUCAAGAUGUUCUUUCUGAGGCUGAUUCAGGUGGGUCUGGUAUAGUUUCACGAAGGUUAACUGGACAACAGAGUGGAGCUGAACAAUUUGUAAUGAAAGUCCCAAACAACAAGGUUGGCCUUGUUAUUGGCAAAGGUGGAGAAACCAUUAAGAACAUGCAAGCAAGUACAGGAGCCCGUAUUCAGGUGAUACCUUUGCAUUUGCCACCUGGUGACACUUCAACUGAGAGGACAGUACAGAUUGAUGGAACUAGUGAUCAAAUUGAGCAUGCAAAACAACUUGUCAAUGAAGUUAUUAGUGAGAAUCGUGUUAGAAAUCCAGCAAUGACUGGAGCAUAUCCUCAGCAAGGAUAUCAGGCACGACCACCAACUAGCUGGGCCCCUCCUGGUGGGCAAAUGCAGCAACCUGGUUAUGGAUAUAUGCAACCUGGAACAUACCCUGGUCCAUCACCCCAAUAUAGCAUGCCUCAACCACCAUACCCUGGUUAUCCCCCUCAACCAACAUCUGCUGGAUAUGGCACUGGCUGGGAUCAAUCAAAUCCAAAUCAACAGACAGCUCCUGGAGCUGGUUAUGAUUACUACAGCCAGGUGCCACCACAGCAGCAGCAACCAACUCCUGGAGGUCCUGGUGCUGCUCCUACUGAUAGUAGUAGUGCCUAUGGCUACAAUCAACAACCAUCCUCUGCUUACAGUCAAGGACAAAGUUAUUCCCAAGAUGGCUAUAAUGGAUAUCAUGCACCUGCUCCUCAAUCUGGCUAUCCAAAUCCUGUUCCUGGAUAUGAUCAGCAACAAGGUUAUAAUUCUACAACUGGGUACAGUAAUACCUCCAACCCAGCAGCUGAUGGCCAGACGCCUUCAUAUGGGACACAGAGUGAUACAAGUCAAGCACCUCCAAAUCAGUCAGCGGGCAGCCAACCUGGGUACCAUGCUUCCCAGCCUGGGGGGUAUGGCAUCCCAACUUCUCAAGGUGGAUACGGGACACAGCCAUCUGCCUAUGGCAACAACUAUGGACAACCCCCAUCUCAAAAGCCUCCAACUAGUCAACCAGCUUAUGGGCAGCCACAACAGUCGCCUAGUGCCCAGGGAGGUUAUGCACAGCCCACUCAGGUAUAUCCACACUCUCAGCCUUCGCCUACUCUAUCUGGUUAUUCUCAGCCUGAUUCUGGUUCCCAGCGUGCUCCCUCUACUGGAUAUGGUGCCCCGGCAAGUCAACCGGGUUAUGGCCCCCCACCCUAUGGGGCACCACAGAUGACUCAAUCAGGAGUGCCAUACAAUAGUGGGUAUGGUGGUAGUGGUUAUUCCCAGGCUUCAGCAUACUCCACUGAUGGAAGUGGUGGUGGUGGUGCACGGGCGAGCUAUGAUACAGCACCGACUUCUCAGUCUUCCCAGCCCACUGGGUCAGCUAAAACCUCUCCACAGAGUUGAGAUUUCUUUUAUUUAAAAAAUAGUGGUUAUGAAUUUUGCAUGUAUUUUGUUUUUGCUGAGCUUGUUUAGUUUCCGGAUCUUUGAUUGAAUGCAGAAUUAAUUUGCUGGGGCAUCUGUUUUGUUAUCUUAACUGUAAUUGCAGUAUGAAUGUAUGUUCCAAAAUUCAUGGUUCU